Messenger RNA from Cornus florida, 5130 nucleotides. RefSeq lists its product as uncharacterized. Lineage: Eukaryota; Viridiplantae; Streptophyta; Magnoliopsida; Cornales; Cornaceae. The transcript has 15 exons. The record is from RefSeq and is a predicted model, not a curated record. Bases 322 to 4479 code for a protein of 1385 amino acids. Gene Ontology annotation, molecular function: protein binding; U2 snRNA binding. Gene Ontology annotation, biological process: mRNA splicing, via spliceosome. Gene Ontology annotation, cellular component: nucleus; U2 snRNP.
AUAGUAUAAUACUAACUGGACGCCCAAGACGGGUUUCACACUAGAAAGCAACGAUUUCCAUCGGUUAAGCGGCAAGAAAAUAAGAAAAGAAAAAACCAUUAAAGUUUAAACCGGUCUCUUCCCAGAAAGUGCUAGCGGAUCUCCAGAGAUCACUUCACUCCAACGCCCCUUUUCUCUAUAUAUAUCUAUAUCUGCGUGUUUUGUUCUGAUCGAGUCACAUACAAUAAAUACACAGAAGACUUUUCAUUUAUGUAUUCAAUAUAACCCUAGUAUUUCCAUUUUCAAUCCAAACUGAAAACCUAACUUUGAAGUGCCGUCCCAAUGGCGGUUUCAGAGGAAGAGUCUUCGUCCGCCAAGUCUCGAUCGACCUCCAAUGGAGUCCACUAUCUCGCUAAAUGCGUUCUCAGAGGAAGCGUUGUUCUUCAAGUGGUCCAGGGUCACAUUCGCUCUCCUUCCUCCAACGACGUUGUAUUCGGCAAGGAGACAACCUUAGAGUUGGUGAUAAUUGAUGAAGAUGGGAUUGCACAAUCUAUCUGUGAGCAGGCUGUAUUUGGCACGAUUAAAGAUCUUGCCAUUCUACCCUGGAAUGAGAAGUUCCACAAAUGGAGUCCUCAGAUGCAGGGGAAAGAUGUUGUGGUUGUUAUUUCUGAUUCCGGAAAGCUAUCGUUUCUCACAUUUUCCAAUGAAAUGCACAGGUUUUUCCCAUUAACACACAUUCAACUUUCGACUCCUGGUAACUCAAGGCAUCUAGUUGGAAGAUUGCUUGCUGUUGAUUCCAAUGGUUGCUUCAUCGCUGCUAGUGCAUACGAGGACCAAUUGGCUUUGUUCUCAGUUUCAACGUCUGCUGGCAGUAAUAUCAUUGAUAAGAGAAUAUUGUAUCCUUCUGGAAAUGAGGGAGACCCAAGUACUGCCAGAGGUGGUACCAGUAUCUCUGGUACUAUCUGGAGCAUGUGCUUUAUUUCCAAAGAAUUCUGUCAACCAAGUGAGGAGCACAACCCUAUAUUAGCCAUUCUUCUGAACAGGAGGGGAUCAUUUAUAAAUGAGCUUCUUUUAGUGGAAUGGGUUACAAGGGAAAAUACUGUUCACGUAAUUUCUCAGUUUGCUGAAGCUGGACCCCUGGCACAUGAUAUUGUUGAAGUUCCUCAUUCUUAUGGAUUGGCUUUUUUAUUUAGGGUUGGUGAUGCUCUCUUAAUGGAUCUUAGGGAUGCUCACAACCCUCGUUGUGUCUAUAGAACGAGCUUAAAUUUUUUAUCCACUGCAGUUGAGGAGCAGAAUUUUGUUGAGGAAUCAUUUAGAAUACAUGACUGCGAUGAAGAAGGUAUGUUUAAUGUUGCUGCCUCUGCUUUACUGGAGCUAAGUGACAUGGUUAAAGAUGAUGACCCCAUGAGUAUAGACAAUGACAGUGGCAAUGUAAAGUCAACUUGUGGACAUGUGUGCUCAUGGAGCUGGGAACCGGGAAAUGGAAAAAAUCUGAGGAUGAUCUUUUGUGUGGACAGUGGAGAAUUUUUUAGGAUUGAAAUUUCUUCUGAUUCUGAUGGCCUUAAAGUUGAUCUGUCUGAUUGUCUCUACAAUGGUCUACCAUGUAAGGCACUUUUGUGGGUUGAAGGUGGGUUCUUGGCUGCUCUUGUAGAGAUGGGGGAUGGGAUGGUCUUGAAAUUGGAAGAGGGGAGGCUGCUUUACAGAAGUCCUAUUCAAAACAUCGCACCAAUCUUGGAUAUGUCGGUUGUGGAUUACCAUGAUGAGAAACAUGAUCAAAUGUUUGCUUGCUGUGGGAUGGCACCAGAGGGAUCGUUAAGGAUUAUUCGAAGUGGCAUCAGUGUGGAAAAGCUGUUGAGAACUCCCCCUAUUUAUCAAGGCAUAACUGGCACCUGGACAAUGAAAAUGAAAGUAACUGAUUCUGCUCAUUCGUUCCUUGUGCUAUCAUUUGUUGAAGAGACUAGGGUGCUAUCAGUUGGCGUAAGCUUUACUGAUGUGACUGAUACGGUUGGUUUCCUGCCCGAUGUCUCUACUUUGGCAUGUGGCCUUGUGGCUGAUGGUUUGCUGGUCCAGAUCUACCAAAAUGCAGUUAUGCUCUGUUUACCCACUACAGCCGCACAUCCUGAAGGAAUCCAUUUGUCUUCUCCGAUUUCUACAUCUUGGUCCCCCGACAAAAUUAGUAUCAGUCUGGGGGCAGUUGGACAUAAUUUUAUCGCCGUCGCUACUUCCAAUCCAUGCUUCUUAUUUAUUCUUGGGGCCCGAUACCUAUCAUCAUAUCAUAUUGAAGUAUAUGAGAUGCAACAUGUUAGAUUGCAAAAUGAAUUAUCCUGCAUUUCCAUACCUCAAAAACAUUUUGACCAAAAAUCACCUAGUUCUCGAAUUAAUUUAGUGGAUAAUUGUUUUGAGCCUGCGCUUCCAGCUGGAUUUAACAUCGGUAAUUGCUUUGUUAUUGGUACGCAUAAGCCUUCAGUGGAAAUCCUGUCUUUCAUACCUGAUAAAGGACUGAAAGUUCUUGCUAUAGGGACAAUUUCGUUAACAAACACUAUGGGAACUACCGUUAGUGGCUGUGUCCCUCAAGAUGUGAGGCUUGUGCUAGUAGAUCGACUAUAUGUUCUUUCAGGGUUGAGGAAUGGAAUGCUGCUUCGGUUUGAGUUGCCUUCUGCUUCUACAAUGUCUUCAUUGGAAUCACACAGUGAAUGGAGUUGUUCCAGUUCAUGUCUGGUAAAUCCGGAUUCUACCUCAUCUAAAAGUACAGGCCAACAAUUAUAUGUUUCUAAUUUGUAUGAGAAGACGAAGGAAGAUCCUGUUCAUCUUCAAAUAAUUGCAAUCCGCCGCAUAGGCAUUACCCCAGCUUUCCUUAUUCCACUGAGUGAUUCCCUCAAUGCCGACAUGAUUGCUCUCAGCGAUAGGCCUUGGUUAUUGCAAACUGCAAGGCACAGCCUCUCCUAUACGUCAAUCUCUUUUCAACCUUCAACACAUGUAACUCCUGUUUGUUCUGUUGAAUGUCCCCAGGGUAUUUUAUUUGUUGCAGAGAACAGUCUCCAUUUGGUGGAGAUGGUGCACAGCAAGAGGCUUAAUGUGCAGAAGUUUCAUCUUGGAGGCACUCCACGAAAGGUUUUGUAUCAUAGUGAAAGCAGGUUGCUGCUUGUGAUGAGGACUGAACUGAGUAAUGAUUCGUAUUCGUCCGAUAUAUGUUGUGUGGAUCCCCUCAGUGGGUCAGUUUUGUCAUCUUAUAAGCUUGAACCGGGGGAAACAGGAAAAUCAAUGGAGUUAGUAAAGGUUGGAAAUGAACAGGUUUUAGUGGUGGGAACUAGUCUGUCUGCUGGUCCAGCUAUAAUGCCUAGUGGAGAAGCUGAAAGCAGUACUAGGGGCCGUCUACUUGUCCUAUGCCUUGUACAUAAGCAAAAUUCAGAUAGUGGUUCUAUGACAUAUCAUUCAAAGACUGGGUCAUCUUCUCAACGAACUUCACCUUUUCGAGAAAUUGUUGGGUACGCAGCUGAACAGCUAUCAAGCAGUAGUCUUUGUAGCAGCCCGGAUGAUAAUAGUUGUGAUGGAAUCAGGCUUGAAGAGACUGAAGCGUGGUGUCUGCGAGCAGCUUUUUCAACUAUAUGGCCUGGAAUGGUACUCGCAAUAUGCCCUUAUCUUGACCGUUAUUUCUUGGCCUCUGCUGGUAAUGCUUUUUAUGUAUGUGGUUUUCCGCAUGACAAUUCCCAAAGGGUGAGAAGGUUGGCAGUAGGAAGGACACGCUUUAUGAUCAUGACUUUGACUGCGCACUUCACUAGAAUUGCUGUUGGUGAUUGCCGUGAUGGUACCCUGUUCUUUACAUAUCAUGAGGAUGCCAGGAAACUGGAGCAACUUUACUGUGACCCUGUUCAGAGAUUGGUUGCUGAUUGUAUUCUUAUGGAUGUUGAUACUGCUGUUGUUUCAGAUCGUAAGGGAAGCAUUGCUGUCUUGUCAUGUUUAAAUCAUCUAGAAGACGAUGCAAGUCCAGAAUGCAACCUAACACUGAGUUGUUCGUAUUAUAUGGGUGAGAUAGCCAUGAACAUCAGGAAGGGUUCAUUCUCAUAUAAACUUCCAGUAGAUGAUACAUCGAUGGGCUGUGAUGUCACUAAUUCAAUUAUUGAUCUCUCUCACAAUAGUAUUAUGGCCAGUACGUUGUUAGGAAGCAUAGUAGUCUUGAUUCCUAUAUCCAGGGAAGAACAUGACCUCUUAGAAGCUGUACAAGCUAGACUUGCAAUUCAUCCAUUGACUGCUCCUAUUCUAGGGAAUGAUCAUAAUGAGUUUCGCAGCCGUGAGUGUGUGGCUGGAGUACCUAAGAUCCUUGAUGGUGAUAUGCUAGCUCAGUUCUUGGAGCUUACAAGCAUGCAACAAGAGGCUGUCCUACAAUUACCUCUCGGCUCACCAGAUAACGUUGUGUUGAGUUCAAAGACCUCUCCUCCUUCACCUAAUAAUGUUAAUCAGGUGGUUCGACUCCUUGAACGAAUUCACUAUGCCCUAAAUUGAAUAUUCUUCUUUCUCCAUUUGAGCCCGGGAGAUGUUUGCGACAAUGAAAGUGCAUCCCCUAUUUGAAUAAGGCUGUGUCCUAUUCAGCGAGAAGAAAAAAAAAAUUUAAAUAAGGCUGUGUCCUGGGAUUGUCUAACAAGGGCAAGAGCUAAUGAGAUGUGGAAAUUGUGUUUGCAAGCCUCAUAGCAAACAAGGUAUCUAAAAAGGAACUAGGUCAUACCUUCACUUGUGCUCACUUUCCACAGUAGUUGGAAGUGAUUGCAGAUGAUGCUUAAAAUCAGUUUUUACCGAAUGUCACAUACAGCACAAAGAUGGCUAUUUGCAAACCUUAGAUCUAACAAUUUACACACAGGUGGAAACCUUCCCUGCUCCCUGGUUAUGCCGGCUUCCAGCAGAGCAAAAACGGCUUAGAGAAUAAAUAUAUCGAGAAUAGCUUUGAAUCCUCAGUGUAACCUAUAAUUUCUUCAUGUAAAUUUUGUUGUACAAUUGAUAGUUCAAAGAAUACAAAAACACUUGAUCAGCCAAAUAUAAUUUGUAUUCUAGUGGCAGGUUUUAUUUUUGGAUAUAUUUUUUUUCAGUGCACAAUAUUCUUGGAAGUUUUGCCUACAAAAACAAAUAAGUGAAACAAGUGCAUUUCAGUGGAACUUCAAA